CGUAUUAAAGUUAAAAAAAAAAACGAAAACAAAUCGGAAAAAGACGGAAGUGAGUGCUUUGUGCUGCCGCCGGUGAUGUGCUGAAAUCGCCUCGCCAAACUAGACCAAUUUCCCAAGCGAGAUACCGAUUUUGCAAUCGAAGUAACGCCACGGAGUGCAGCAAAAAAAGGAAAAAACCACAAUAGCAACAGCAAACAUGGCACUGAAGAAAGUGAAGGGUAACUUUUUCGAGCGUAUGUUUGAUAAAAACCUCACCGAUUUGGUGCGCGGCAUUAGGAACAACAAGGAUAAUGAGGCCAAAUACAUAUCGACGUGCAUCGAGGAGAUCAAACAGGAGCUCCGACAGGACAAUAUCAGUGUCAAGUGCAAUGCAGUGGCCAAGCUGACCUACAUACAAAUGCUGGGCUACGACAUCUCCUGGGCGGGCUUCAACAUCAUCGAGGUGAUGAGCUCAUCCAGAUUCACCUGCAAGCGCAUUGGCUACCUGGCGGCCAGCCAAUGUUUCCAUCCGGAUAGUGAGCUGCUCAUGCUGACCACCAAUAUGAUACGCAAGGAUCUCAACUCACAGAACCAAUACGAUGCGGGUGUGGCGCUCAGUGGACUUAGCUGUUUCAUAUCCCCCGAUCUGUCACGCGAUUUGGCCAACGAUAUUAUGACACUGAUGAGCUCAACAAAGCCGUAUCUGCGCAUGAAAGCCGUCCUUAUGAUGUAUAAAGUAUUCCUACGCUAUCCCGAAGCAUUGAGACCAGCAUUUCCCAAACUCAAAGAGAAACUGGAGGAUCCUGAUCCAGGUGUUCAAUCAGCUGCCGUGAACGUUAUUUGUGAACUAGCACGUAAGAAUCCAAAAAACUACCUGCCCCUGGCGCCGAUCUUCUUCAAGCUGAUGACCACAUCGACCAACAACUGGAUGCUGAUCAAGAUCAUCAAGCUGUUUGGCGCUUUAACCCCCUUAGAACCCCGGCUAGGAAAGAAAUUAAUAGAACCACUCACAAAUCUAAUUCAUAGCACCUCGGCGAUGAGUCUCCUGUACGAGUGCAUCAACACGGUGAUCGCGGUGCUCAUCAGCAUCAGCAGCGGCAUGCCCAACCACAGUGCCUCCAUCCAGCUCUGCGUGCAGAAGCUGCGCAUCCUCAUCGAGGAUUCGGACCAGAACUUGAAAUAUCUCGGACUGUUGGCCAUGUCGAAAAUCCUGAAGACGCACCCGAAGAGUGUGCAGGCGCACAAGGAUCUGAUACUCGCCUGCCUGGAUGACAAAGAUGAAUCGAUACGAUUGCGCGCCCUGGAUCUGCUGUACGGCAUGGUAUCGAAGAAGAACCUAAUGGAGAUUGUAAAGCGAUUGCUGGGCCACAUGGAGCGGGCAGAGGGUUCCGCCUACCGAGAUGAAUUGCUCUACAAGGUGAUCGAGAUAUGCGCACAGAGUUCCUAUCUCUAUGUGACCAACUUCGAGUGGUAUCUCACCGUGCUCGUGGAACUCAUCCAACUGGAGGCUGGCUCACGGCACGGCCGCCUGAUUGCAGAGCAACUCCUUGACGUGGCCAUUCGAGUGCCUGUGGUCCGGCAAUUCGCCGUUAACGAGAUGACCAAUCUGCUGGACACGUUCACCGUUUCGGCGCAAAGCAAUUCCAUGUACGAGGUGCUCUACGCCGCCGCCUGGAUCGUUGGCGAGUUCGCUGGCGAGCUGGAGGAUGCGGAGAAGACGCUCAACAUCCUGCUGCGCCCGAGGCUACUGCCCGGUCACAUCCAGGGUGUCUACGUGCAGAACGUGAUCAAGCUGUUCGCCCGCCUGGCCACCACGUGCUUAGAGCUGCAGGAUCUGCCUGGUUUGGUGACACUGUGCGACCAUGUGCUGGAUAAGCUACAGCAUUUCAAUGGUUCCAGCGACAUUGAGGUGCAGGAACGUGCCAAUUCCGCUUGCAUGCUAAUCGAGAUGCUGCGCAACCAGCUGUCCACGUCAACCGAUGCCAUGGCCAUGGACACGACGACGGAGGGCGGCAUUCCGCCGCUGGCCAUUGAGAUUGUCCAGGAGAUGACGCUGCUGUUCACUGGCGAGCUGAUUCCGGUGGCGCCCAAGGCGCAACGUAAGGUGCCCCUGCCCGAUGGCCUGGAUCUGGACGAGUGGAUCAAUGCUCCGCCUCCGGAAGAUGCGGCGAGCAGUUCCUCCUCGGAGCACGACAAGGACGAGCUAUUCGUUAGCGCCGCACAGGCAGGCUCGGCAGCUGAUGGUGGCGGUAAGCGGCGACAGAGUUUGGAGCUCACGCCCGAGCAACUGGAGCGGCAGCGAAUGGCGCGGCUCAUUGAGCAGUCGAACAAUCCUCAUUACCUCAAGUCCACGCCCACGGCGAGUGGUGCCUCGAAUGCGGAUCAGUAUGACAAUAUUGAUGACAUACCCAUUACGGAGCUGCCGCUGGACAUGGAGGGCGUGGCCGCUCUGCGCGUGGGCAUCACCAAGCGAUCGGAUAAGUACCUUCAGGAACAGCAGGCGGCACAGGGCGGCAAGGAUGGCAAGAAGAAGCAUAAAAAGGGCAAAAAGAGCAAAAAGGCCAAGAAUAAAGUGGCGUACAACAGCAGCUCCGAAUCGGAAGGAGAGCCGAAACCCUUGCACAUUGUGAACACCACGCUGGACAUGCCCGAAGGUGUCUCCAUGUCGGACAGCGAGGACAAGGAUGGCAAAUACGAUCCCAAUGAUCCGCAUCGAGCCCUGGACAUUGAAUUGGACAUCACGGACUUCGAAGCGCCCGCGGUGAGGUCCUCGUCCAAAAAGUCAGCGGCGGGCAAAGAGAAUCUCAAAACGCCGGCGGAGUCGGCCGGCAGUGGUAGCACCGCCAAGAAGGAUAGGAAAAAGGAUAAGGAUAAGGAUAAGGACAAGGAGAGGAAGGCGAAGCGGGAGCACCGGGAAAGCAAGCGGGAACGCAAGGAGACUGCUGUACAGCCGGCGAUCGAUCUCAUCGAUGCUGACACACUGGCGAUGGCCAGUGUCAUCGGGGGCAUCAUCAUUGAUAUGGGCGCGGAGGUGGCGACCAAGGCGCACAAGAAGAAGCAUAAAAAGGAGAAGUCGCAGCGCAAGGAGAAGAAGGCUUCCGAAUCUGCAUCAGCAUCCGUAUCCGCCAUCGUUUCGAUUGGCGAAUACGAACAGCCACUGGGAAUCUCAACGCCCAGCAAAGAGAUUUUGUAAUUGCUAAGCUCCAAGUUCCACUAUUAUAAUUAAUCAUUAUUACGA
Molecule: messenger RNA, 3217 nt
Organism: Drosophila santomea
Lineage: Eukaryota; Metazoa; Arthropoda; Insecta; Diptera; Drosophilidae
Gene: garnet
Product: AP-3 complex subunit delta
Exons: 13
Coding region: 197-3172 (991 amino acids)
Biological process (GO): synaptic vesicle budding from endosome; synaptic vesicle membrane organization; protein targeting to vacuole
Cellular component (GO): presynaptic endosome; terminal bouton; endosome membrane
Source: RefSeq, a predicted model, not a curated record